This is a messenger RNA of Hipposideros armiger (great roundleaf bat), 4982 nucleotides long. Its product is annotated as coiled-coil domain-containing protein 171. The record is from RefSeq and is a predicted model, not a curated record. The transcript is spliced from 16 exons. Lineage: Eukaryota; Metazoa; Chordata; Mammalia; Chiroptera; Hipposideridae. Bases 577 to 2787 code for a protein of 736 amino acids.
GCAAAGAAGCACCAGGCCUUUCUAGUAGAAACAUGUGAAAAUAACGUGAAAGAAUUGGAAUCGAUCUUGGACAGCUUUACUGUGUCGGGCCAGUGGACGUCAGGCAUCCACAAGGACAAAAAUAAACCUCCCAGCUUCUCUGUUGUCCUUGAGAUUUUGAGGCAUACCUUGACAGAUUACCAGAACAAGCUGGAAAAUGCAUCUAAUGAGCUAAACAAUGUCAGUGAUGCUAAGGAAAAGGCAUCUAAUGAACUUGAUUCUACCAAACAGAAGAUAGAAUCUCACACUAAAAAUAUAAAGGACCUUCAGGACAAACUGGCUGAUGUCAGUAAAGAGCUAAGUCAUUUACGCACUAAGUGUGCCGAUAGAGAGGCUCUAAUAAGUACCUUAAAAGUGGAACUACAAAAUGUGCUGCACUGUUGGGAGAAGGAAAGGGCACGAGCCGCCCAAUCUGAAUGUGAACUGCAGAAGCUUUCCCAGGCUUUCCAGAGGGAUACCGAGGAGAAGCUAACUUUCCUUCAUACCUUGUAUCAGCACUUGGUAGCAGGCUGUGCGCUCAUAAAACAACCAGAAGGCAUGCUGGAUAAAUUCUCUUGGCCUGAGCUUUGUGCAGUCUUGCAGGAGAAUGUUGAUGCCCUGAUCGCAGACCUCAACAGGGCUAAUGAGAAGAUAAGUCAUCUGGAGUAUAUCUGUAAAAACAAGUCUGAUACGAUGAGAGAGCUUCAGCAGACCCAGGAAGACACCUUCAACAAAGUGGCAGAGCAGAUCAAAGCCCAGGAGGGCUGCUGGCACAAGCAAAAGAAGGAACUGGAGCUGCAGUACUCCGAGCUCCUCCUGGAGGUGCAGAAGAGGGCACAGAAAUUUCAGGAAAUUGCUGAAAAAAAUAUGGAAAAAUUGAACCGUCUUGAGAAGUCACAUGAACAGUUGGUUCUUGAAAAUUCACGCAUCAAAAAUGUGUUAUCACAGACCCAAAAGGAGCAAACAUCCUUGCUGGCAGCCUGUGCGUUGAUGGCUGGUGCCUUAUAUCCUCUCUAUAGCCGAUCAUGUGCCUUAUCUACACAGAGAGAUUUUCUCCUGGAGCAGGUCAACACCUUUGAGUUGUUCAAAUUGGAAGUGAGAACUCUAGCCCAGGCUUUGUCAACAGUAGAGGAAAAGAAGCAAGAGGAAGCCAAGAUGAAGAAAAAACCAUUCAAAGGAUUGAUACGUGUAUUCCGGAAAGGUGUUAUUGCAAUUUUGGCAGCAAACAGGCUCAAGGUUUUAGGCCAAUCAUGUGCCUCUCUUUUUACCUGGAUGGAAAGUUUCAAAGAAGGCAUAGGCAUGUUAGUGUGUACAGGAGAUCCCAAAGACAAGCAUAAAUUUCCAAAACAUCAAAAGGAGCAGUUACGUUGUUUGCAAGCUCUCAGUUGGCUCACCAGUUCUGACCUUCUUGCUGCAAUAAUCACUUCUAUGGCUGAGUUACAGGAAGUCAUUACUAAAACAGAUCCAAAUUCCAGAAUCUGUGGACAUUUACUUGUAGGUGCGGCCAAGAAUUCUUUUGCAAAACUCAUGGAUAAAAUUAGUUUAGCGAUGGAGAGUUUACCUUUGCACAGCAGCAGCAGGAGUAUUACAUAUGUAGAAAAAGACUCCUUGGUUCAGAGGCUGGCUCGUGGCCUUCAUAAAGUAAACACACUGGCCCUGAAAUACGGACUGCGUGGUCACGUACCCAUUUUGAAAAGCACGGCAUCAUUACAGAAGCAAAUAUUCGGAUUUACACAAAGACUGCAUGCAGCGGAAGUGGAGCGCCGCUCGCUGCGCUUGGAGGUCACCGAAUUCAAACGAAAUGCCAAUGAAAUGAAAAAGGAGCUUGACAAAGCCCAGUGUCUCCAAAUGCAGUUAAAUGAAUUUAAGCAGUGUAAAUUGAUCACCCAUGAGAAGUUUGAAAGUGCCUGUGAAGAACUGAAUAAUGCAUUACUUCGGGAACAGCAGGCACAAAUGCUAUUGAAUGAACAGGCACAACAACUACAGGAGUUGAACUAUAGACUUGAACUGCAUUCCAGUGAGGAAGCUGACAAAAACCAAACUCUGGGAGAAGCUGUGAAGAGUCUCUCCGAGGCAAAGAUGGAACUGAGAAGAAAAGAUCAAUCUCUGCGUCAGCUCAAUAGACAUCUUACCCAGCUGGAGCAGGACAAGCGUCGACUGGAGGAGAACAUCCACGAUGCAGAGAGUGCCCUCCGCAUGGCAGCCAAAGACAAAGAGUGUGUUGCUAAUCAUAUGAGAACAGUAGAAAAUAUGCUUCAUAAGGUCAGAGAUCAGAUCUCGCUGUCACGGACUGCGGCAAGUAGGAAUGACUUCACCCUGCAGCUACCCAAGCUGCACCUGGAGACCUUUGCAAUGGAGGGGCUCAAGGGCGGGCCAGAGGUUGUGGCGUGCCAGGCUAUGAUUAAAAGUUUCAUAGAUGUCUACCAGCUUGCAAGCACUAGAAUUGCUACAUUAGAGAAGGAAAUGACAUCUCACCGAAGUCACAUUGCAACCUUGAAAUCAGAACUUCACACAGCUUGUUUACGUGAAAAUGAAAGUUUACAAUCAGCAGGAUCACGAGACCAUUCAAAUCUCUCAAUUCCUUCAAGAGCUGCUCUUCCUGCUGACACAAUUGGUGUUGGGGAUUUUUUGCCUUUGAAAGCUGAACUUGAUACAACGUACACUUUCUUAAAGGAGACAUUUAUAAAUUCUGCACCCCUGACAUCAUCUCACUCCUCUCCAGUAACUAUGUCUGCUAAUGCCAAAAGGCCAACUCAGAUUGGAUUAUGACUUUAUGAAAUAAAAAAAAAUGCAGGAAGAGUUAACAGUAUAAUUAAAAUUGUUUUGAAGGGGGAUUUUCUUAUCAGUUGAAUUUUGUUUCAACGCAAGUGGCAAUGGGUUUUAAAAAAUUGUGUGAUAUCUUGAUGUGUGCUGGUAUCUAUGUCUCCCUGAAUAAUGAAAUAACCAACUUUUUUUCCCUUUUAAGUUUUAUUUAUUAUCACAGUUGCUCAUUUUUAUGUAACAUAUUUUUAAAUGUUAAAGAAUGACACAUUUUGGGUAAUUUCCUUCAGACUUAAAAAAAUCAAUAAGCCAUUUUAGUCUCUAUCUAUCAAAGUUGUUUCAUACUUGUCUAUUUUAAAGCAGGACUGCAAUGCUUUAAUAGGAUUGAGAGAGCUAUUUGAAAUGUAUGCCAAUGAUUCCUGUCAUUUCAUGGCAGCCCUGCCAUGGUUCACUGAGCCCCCUCUUCUCUCUUGUCAGCUCAACUGAAGACAAGCAUUUAGUUGCAAACUUUAAGCAGGUUGUGCAAAACAGAAAUGAUGUGACUGCUUCUCCUCCUGCACAAUAAUGUCACUCCUGGUCAAUGUGAGAAGGUCAGGUUGCUCCUUGUAAAGCUACAUGAUACCACUUGCCCAUUUGAACAAGUUAAGUUAACUGCUGAAUCGGGUCCCUGCAGGCAUUGAAAACUCAUCCUUUUAUCAAGUCUGCGUUUGAUAAGAAUGUGGAACAAUUGUGCUGGGAAGAUUUCUGUGGUAUGUUUAGGCACUUUUUAAGGACAGUUCCCGCACCAGUAUAAGCAGGUAAUGUAUUUAGUAUAAGCUGAAAAACUUCAAGAUAAUGGCUGUUUUGACCUUCAAAAUAGGCUCCUUUUUUGUUUUUGUUGUUGGUAGGACCCAAGAGUGACGCCCAUCUUUGAUGCUGACAGAAUUUAAAGCAAGGCCAUUGCCCUGCAUUUUCUGCCUUGUAGCACACAAAAGUAAAAUUGUAUGUCAGGCCGAGAUGUCGGGGAGCUGACAAGAUGCCCCAGUGACAUUUCAGCUAGAAAGAGCAAGUGUCUUGCAACCAAGUGGUCAAAUAUCAAAUAAUAGGUCAAGCAGGAAGGAGCUGAGUUCUAACCACAAAGAGGUUUCUGGUAACUUACUUGACAAGCUUUUGGGCGCUUUGUGGCUUGACAAAGUGAUGUUCUGUUGGGUAUCGCUAGACAGACUGUUCUUUAUUGCCUUCAGAAGAUCAGACAUUGACAUUGAUUAAACUCUUUAACCCUUAAAGGUUAAAUCUUAACAGUUUGCAUCAUGGUAAGUGAAAAACAAAAGAAUAUUUGUAAUAUGUAUAUGUUUUUGUAUUAAUCGUUUAACUCCCGGUGAUAUUAACUUCUGAUGUGAACUGUAGUUUUUGACAAAGAGUUUUGAUACAAAAUCCAUAUUUUAUAUUAUUUUUCAUUAUGGAGUUCAUUAUAGAUCAAUUAGAAUAUAACUAUGUAUUAUGAAAUCUAUGUUGUCAUCUGAUUCAAACAUACCCAACUUCUGAGAAUGUUUUUAAUUGGCCUUGGUAAAUAAAAUUUGUAUGCUAACUAUUUAUGUUGUUAGCCAAAAUAGCUAAGUGAUUUAUGCCAUCUGAGGUAACACACCACUGUCCCUGGUAUACUGUGUAGCACAGCACUGUUUCUUACAGUACUGAGCCAAUAUACAUAGCUUUAUAUAAAUCCUUAGAAAGCAGUUUAUGUGGAGUAAAAUUACAUCUUUAACCAAAUUUCUCUUAAUUAUUUCCUUGGAUUUCUUUUUAUUAACCAUUCUGGGUUACGGAAUAUGCCCUGUGUAAUGUAACAUGCAUGAAAUUCAACUUGCAAAUUUAUUGUAACAUGGAAAAUGCUAUUCAUUGUUUUUAUCUAGAUCAUAGAGUAAUUUCUGCACAUUUCAAAACUUUUUUUUUUUGCCAUUCCAUACAAUGAUUAAGGUACUGUCCAUACAGAAAUUGAUAUACAGCUUUUCAGUUCAUGUAACAUCAUUGAGCUGCCAAUUCUCACACUAUAAAGUAUUACCUUAUAUCACUUACUUACAUGUCUCUGUUUGUGUUUGUGUUGUAUCUGUUUCCAGAUCCUACUAAUUUAAGAGGGACAAGAACUUUUAUCAACUUAGCUUUUUGUAAAAUUUUGCCUUAAUUUUACUAUGUGAAUUGGAUAACACCAAAAAUAAAAGUAUAUGUCUCUC